AUGGGAGCCUGCGUCCGACAGAUUCCGCUUCCAAGACUGGUGGGACCUGUUAUCGUGCUCGCUAAAUUGUUUAUGCAGGAGCUGUGGCGAAACCAGAGGACGUGGGAUGAACCUUUAGAGGAAGAAGUUCAACAACGUUGGUUGCAGUUUAGAGCAAAUCUCACAUCACUCGAACAUCUAACGGUUCCUCGAUGGGUCGUACCAUGCAUAGAACCCACCAUUGUGGAAGUACAUGGGUUCUGUGAUGCCUCCGAAAGGGCCUACGGGGCCUGCAUAUAUCUGCGAACAGUUUGUGCCAAUGGCAAUAUAUCCGUUCUACUCCUUACUUCGAAGUCAAAAGUCGCCCCUCUCGGCGACAGUAAAAAGCAGAAAAAGAUCUGCUUGCCUCGCUUAGAGCUCUCGUCAGCGUUGUUACUCAGCCACCUCUAUCAGAAGGUUCAGCAAAGCUUAAAGCUACAAUUGAAAUCCUUUUUUUGGACCGAUUCCAUGAUUGCACUAUACUGGCUAUCAGCGAACCCGUCCCGGUGGAAAACUUUCGUCGCUAACCGGGUUUCUGAAAUCCAACAUCUGACGAAGGAUGGAAUUUGGGCUCACGUGCCCGGGAUCGAGAACCCCGCCGACAUAAUCUCCCGUGGAAUGCUACCUGCCCAGCUGAUGGAGACUACUGCAUGGUGGGAAGGCCCACCAUGGCUGCAACAACCGGAGCGGUUUCGGCCACCACUAGUUAGGUCAACCCAUGAAGACUUCCCUACUGAAUAUUUGGAGGAAAAAUUGGCAGUUAUGUCCGUUCAAGUGAAAGCACCUUGUUUCAUAUUCAGUCUGCGAUCGUCUUAUAAUGCUCUAGUUCGGCUAGUAUCAUACUUGCUACGAUUUACCCACAACUGCAAACCGGCACAUCGGUCGGACCGUAAGGUCGGUUUCCUAUCAACUAAUGAGAUUACCGAAGCUGUAAACGUGUUAGUGAAAAUUUCGCAGAAGGAAUGUUUUGCUGAAGAAAUCCGAGCCAUCACUGUUGACGGACAAGUCAAGCCUAAUUCCAGAUUGAAAACGCUGACACCGAUCCUGAAAAAUCAAAUUCUCCGGGUUGGUGGUCGGCUCGAAAAUGCACCAAUCGCUGAUGAUAGAAAACACCCUAUGAUUCUGCAUCCAAACCAUCCUUUCACCGAGUUGAUUGCAGAUCAUUACCAUAAAAAACUUCUGCAUGCUGGCCCGCAACUUAUUAUUGCAAACAUGCGAGAGAAGUUCUGGCCACUACGAGUGCGAAAUUUGGCACGAAGGGUGGUGCACAGUUGCAUUAAAUGUUUUCGUUGUAAGCCAACUAUCUUAGAGCAGCUUAUGGGAGAACUGCCUCCUGAACGAGUAACACCAACCUUCCCGUUCCUGACCACUGGUGUCGAUCUGUGUGGACCCUUUUAUUACCGCCAUGCUGGUCGCAAAUCAUCUCCCACCAAAGGCUUCGUCGCAAUAUUUGUGUGCCUCGUAACAAAGGCGGUGCACAUUGAAUUGGUAGCCGACCUCUCAACCAAUGCAUUUGUUUCGGCUCUAAAAAGAUUUGUAGCACGUCGCGGCCUACCAGCAGUCAUUGAAUGCGACAACGCAAAGAAUUUCGUUGGUGCAUCUCGGGAGCGAGAACGGCAUUUGGUUAAAUUUAUUCCUCCUCGGUCUCCGAACUUCGGCGGCAUUUGGGAGGCCGCAGUUAAAUCCUGCAAGAAGCAUCUGAAGGCCACUCUCGGAACUGCUAUAUUAAUGAAGGAUGACCUAGAAACGCUCCUUACGCAAACCGAAGGUUGCCUGAACUCCAGGCCGCUCACGCAGCUGUCAUCUGACCCAGAGGACUUAGAAGUGCUCACCCCUGGGCAUUUCCUAGUAAGCCGCCCUCUUGUAGCUAUACCAGAACCAUCGUACGAAGCCAUACCGAAAGGACGUCUAGACCGUUAUCAGCAGACCCAAGAGUAUCUUCGUCGUAUCUGGAAGCACUGGAGCAUGGAUUAUCUAUCCGGCCUGCUCCCGCGGACAAAAUGGACCCGUCAACGUGACAACGUAACCAUCGGAACGAUGGUACUUCUGAAGGAAGACAACCUACCUCCACUCAAGUGGCGACUCGGCCGUAUCACCCAAAUCUUCCGCGGCGAUGACGGCAACGUUCGAGUGGUCUCGGUGAAGACCAAAGAUGGCGAGCUUCGGCGCGCUAUUUCCAACAUUUGUGUACUACCAGUGAGAAAGCCAGCAACCGCUGGUGAUGAGGACUCGCUCUCCGAUUCGUAA
Topomyia yanbarensis is the source of this 2265-nucleotide messenger RNA. RefSeq lists its product as uncharacterized. NCBI's taxonomy places the organism in Eukaryota, Metazoa, Arthropoda, Insecta, Diptera, Culicidae. Gene Ontology annotation, molecular function: nucleic acid binding. Gene Ontology annotation, biological process: DNA integration. The transcript is spliced from 3 exons. Bases 1 to 2265 code for a protein of 754 amino acids. The record is from RefSeq and is a predicted model, not a curated record.